Pistacia vera is the source of this 761-nucleotide messenger RNA. RefSeq names its product transmembrane emp24 domain-containing protein p24beta2. NCBI's taxonomy places the organism in Eukaryota, Viridiplantae, Streptophyta, Magnoliopsida, Sapindales, Anacardiaceae. The transcript has 4 exons. The record is from RefSeq and is a predicted model, not a curated record. Gene Ontology annotation, biological process: endoplasmic reticulum to Golgi vesicle-mediated transport; Golgi organization; intracellular protein transport. The coding region runs from base 1 to 630 and encodes 209 amino acids. Gene Ontology annotation, cellular component: COPII-coated ER to Golgi transport vesicle; Golgi apparatus; endoplasmic reticulum-Golgi intermediate compartment.
AUGGAGUUGAAACAUGUUAUUAUUAUUAUUGUUGUUGUUGUAAGUAGGGUGGGAAUAACAGAAGGAAUAAGAUUUGAGAUAGACAGACAAGAAUGUCCGUCUCACAAUGUUGAAUAUGAAGGAGACACUCUUCAUCUCUCUUUCGUUGUUAUCAAGUCUGAUACUCCUUGGCAUAUCACUGACGAUGGUGUUGAUCUCGUGAUUAAGGGACCUUCAGGAGAUCAAAUUCAUGAAAUUCGAGACAAGAUCAGUGGAAAAUAUGAGUUUGUGGUACGCAAGAGAGGAGUUUACCGCUUUUGCUUUACCAACAAGUCGCCUUAUCAUGAAACUAUUGAUUUUGAUGUUCAUGUUGCUCACUUUGCAUUUUAUGAUCAACAUGCCAAAGAUGAACAUUUUUCACCAUUGCUAGAGCAGAUAGCUCGGUUGGGGGAAGCCCUUCAUAAUAUUCAAUUUGAACAACACUGGUUAGAUGCUCAGACUGAUCGCCAGGCAAUAGUGAACGAAAACAUGAGCAACAGAGCACUUCAAAAGGCGAUGCUUGAAUCAGCUUUUCUCAUUGGGGCUAGUGUCCUCCAAGCCUUCCUUCUGAAACACCUGUUCGAUCGGAAACGUGGAAUAUCAAGAGUUUAAGUCUAAGAUCAUUUAUAGUAAGAUUACAAGCUCAAAUGUUGCUUUGACUCUUCAUUAACCUUUCCGUAUGGGAAAAGUCUUUUGUGACUUGGGUUGGGCAUUAUCUUAUCGAGAAUGUUGAUUUAUAGACA